This is a messenger RNA of Protobothrops mucrosquamatus (brown spotted pit viper), 1845 nucleotides long. RefSeq names its product tetratricopeptide repeat domain 33 (gene TTC33). The transcript is spliced from 5 exons. Bases 61 to 843 code for a protein of 260 amino acids. Gene Ontology annotation, molecular function: protein binding. The record is from RefSeq and is a predicted model, not a curated record. NCBI's taxonomy places the organism in Eukaryota, Metazoa, Chordata, Lepidosauria, Squamata, Viperidae.
UAUUCUACAAACGGAAGCUAGGAAGACGUCACUGGAGUGGGGGGCUUCCAGUUUUCUGGAAUGGCUUCCUUUGGAUGGAAGAGAAAGAUUGGUGAGAAAGUAUCUAAGGUAACAUCCCAGCAAUUUGAAGCUCAAGCUGCUGAUGAACAGGACCUGGUUGAUGAUAAUGAAGUUGAUUGGCUUCAUGAAGCCAAAAGGAAAAAGGGGCUUCUUCUAGAAGACUGUGUAGCCCAAAGUAAACAUCUGAAGGAUGAAGGUGCAAUUUUAGCUGAAAAUGGAAGGUACCCGGAAGCUAUUCACAAAUGGGAAGAAGCACUUCAGUUAACCCCUGAAGAUGCCACUCUGUAUGAGAUGAAAUCACAGGUUCUGAUGUCUCUGCAUGAAAUGUUUCCUGCAGUUCAGGCAGCAGAGAUGGCUGUCCAGAGAGAUCCCCAUUCUUGGGAAGCAUGGCAAACACUGGGGCGGGCCCAGCUUGGAUUAGGAGAAAUCACAUUGGCUAUUCGAAGUUUCCAGAUUGCCUUGCAUAUCUAUCCACUCAACUCUGAAUUGUGGAACGAAGAUCUUUCCUGGGCAAAAAAAUUACAACAACAGAAAAAAGCAACCAAAACUGAGACAGGAACACAGGGGUCUGAGAACGAAACUUUGGAGGAGCCAAUUCCAGAUUAUGACUUUGAAAGUGAUGAGAUCCUGGCUGUGUGUGCUGCCAUUGCUGAAAAAGAAAAAAACACUUCGACCUCUAAAAGUGUAGUGAUUGUAUCAGCUUCAGGGACUGUUGAGACUGUAACCGAACAAGAGGAGUCUACAACGCUCCCUGACGGUUCUGUGUUUAUCAAAGCACGAUAAUCCACAUGGCCUCUUCCUGUAACAGUCAUAAAUUUGAGGAGUGGCUGCUGCUGCUGUUGUUCUAUUUGCUUUCCCUUCUUGAAUCACUGAGCAGUGGAGAUCCCCAUUCCUUCACAUUAAACAGGGGCAAUGUGUCCUGUAGGGCCAGAGGAGGCAGAAUUUGGAAAACUGAACAUCAGUAAUUUCAUUGCUGUUCUUCCCAGAUUGAAUGCUACUUUGAACAACACCUUUGCAAAUUUGGCGCCUUCCUAAUGCCACAGCUUACAAGUCCCACAAUCCACAGAUAGCAUGGUUCAUGGGGAUGAUGGGUGAGGUUCAUGUAAGGUGAAGUACAAUCCACCUCCGAAAAGACAUCUCCAUUGUAGAAACCUGGUGUUCAAUAUAGAAAGAAAGAAAAAAAAACCAGAACGUAGCAUGUCUGGAAAUAGUGGCUUUGAAAAUAGGAACUGGAAGUGUUGGGUCUGUAUAUAUUUACACUGCCAAGAAUUACAAAACUGGAAUGGCUUUGUAAGCUUGCUAGCAAUCCACUAACAUCUGUUCUUACUGUGAUAAAGCAAAGCAGGGGAUGAGGCAAAAACUUCACGUGCUUAUACAGUUGUGGUACGGAAUGUGCUGAACAUGUUUCAGUCUAUAUAGUCUUUUGAGUCAAGGUCAUUCUGUUAUCUUAAUGUAGAGACUCUCAGAUGUAGUUCUCAGAUGCUGCUUUGAACACAAGAUAUUCUCCUUGUUUUUCCAAAUCCAAUUAUAAAAUACUGUUAUGUUCAUGCCCUCGAAUCAUAAGAUGGCCUUUAUGCUUCCCACUAUGAACUUUUAAAGAGGGAUUAUUUUAAUGAAGAUACAGGUAUUCCUUAUUUAGUGAUGGUAAUUGGGAUCAGGAACUCCAUCACUAAGCUACACAAUCAUGAAGCGCAAUGUCAUGUGACCAUGCCGACUUAAGAUGGCAGUUUUGGCUAUUCCAGUUGCUGCUGUCGGGUGCAGUCGCAGCAUCCUGUGUCAUGUGAU